Molecule: messenger RNA, 936 nt
Organism: Dictyostelium purpureum
Lineage: Eukaryota; Evosea; Eumycetozoa; Dictyosteliales; Dictyosteliaceae
Exons: 2
Cellular component (GO): ribonucleoprotein complex
Molecular function (GO): RNA binding
Source: RefSeq, a predicted model, not a curated record
CCAUUCUCAAGAAUUUUCAUACUAUGCAGUAAAAAUUUAACAGAAAAUAAUCUUUAUGAAAGUUUUAAAACAUUUGGUACCAUUGAAUCAUGUAGAAUUGUUAUAGAUAAAGAAACCAACGAGUCAAAGGGUUAUGCUUAUAUUAAAUAUUCAAAAACAUCAGCUGCAGCUUUGGCAAUAGAGGAAAUGAAUGGUAAAAUACUAAAUGCUGAUAUCACAAAAACACCAAUCAAAGUACUAAUUGCAGAAGCUAAAGGGACCAAGAAUAAACCACUUUUAUCAACUGAUCCAGAGGACCAUCCACCCAACUCUCGUCUCUUUGUUGUGUGUAAUAAAAAUAUAACAGAAGAAGAAUUAAAUAAUAAAUUUAAAGAUUUUGGUAAUCUGGAACAUGUUAAAUUAAUUCGUGAAAAACACUCUAAUGAAUCAAAGGGUUGUGCUUUUGUAAAAUAUUCAAAAUCCUCAACAGCAUGUAUUGCAAUGGAAACCAUUAAUGAAGAAGAGGGUUUGAAAAAUGGUGAAGAGCAUCCAAUAAAAGUUUUUAUAGCCCAACCAAAAGUUAAAUACAAUAAACAACAACAACAACAACUUUUAAAUCAAGAUAACCCAAAUGAAUUAAUGAUAAAAAAAUUUAAUAAUAUUUUAAUUGAUAAUAACUCCCAAUCAAAUAAUAAUACACAAUUAACCAACAGCAUUUCAAGACAAAGGCUAUUUGUUGUUUGUCACAAAUCAAUUUCACAAGAGAAUCUUUAUCGUUUAUUUUCAAGAUAUCCAGGUAUGGAAUAUUGCGAUUUAAAGAAAGAUAAAAACAAUGGAAAAUCUAAAGGAUUUGCAUAUGUUAACUAUAGCACUCCAGCAGCAGCAUUGAUGGCAAAAAAUGAACUUAAUGGUAUCAAAUAUCCACCAGGACAUACCCUUAAAGUAGUUUUUGCUGAA